Molecule: messenger RNA, 1737 nt
Organism: Cyphellophora attinorum
Lineage: Eukaryota; Fungi; Ascomycota; Eurotiomycetes; Chaetothyriales; Cyphellophoraceae
Exons: 6
Coding region: 1-1737 (578 amino acids)
Molecular function (GO): metal ion binding
Source: RefSeq, a predicted model, not a curated record
AUGAGGAUGCUGCAUCACUGCUUUCCACUCGAAACCAUAACGUCCCUUCUGAGCGUACCCAACACCAUAGUCAUCUUCCUGGUGCCGAUUCAGAUGGUCUUCAGUCCGCAACUAUGCAGCUACACUCGAGUACCACGAGCGAAAGGAAGCUGUAUCCAAGUACAAGCAUUCAAUCCGGACCUGUUGAGCCACAUAGAGAGCCUGCAGAAGAAGCUCGACGACGCGCAAACUCGAGAAAGUCAUUACUAUGAUCGGAUGAUCCAAGAGGCUCAGCAGAGACGGGACCUUGAGUCCAGGAUGGAGCGCGGUCGAUUCAUAGCAGUGCUCAUCAAUGGGAAUCAUAAGCUUUUCCGAAACGAUCUGUUGCUCGAUGGUCUUUCUGGUGGUAUCGAAGCCGGAAAGCAGCUACGUGCCAGCGUUAGGAGCUUCCACGAGUGUAACCCUUUACAUCGAGCCCAGGAUAAGAUUCUGGUAUACAUCUCAGCGGACCUCAAGCACCUCAGUCAGGUCUGCGGUCGAUCAGACGACGCCCACGUGGACCUGCUUCGUCGUUUCUUUGUCGGUCUGAACCAGAGCGAUCCGCUGACGACUUUCGUCGACUCAGGCGAUCGUAGCAACAGCUGCGACAGUCUGAAAGCGAUGUUCGAAUUCCAUCUCCAAAACAAACACUGUCAGCACGUCUUCUUUGCAGGCUUCGCCGGCUGCGCGGACUGCUCUGCCUUCAUCGACGCUUUCGCCGUCGCAGAUCCAGAGUUCCCAGUCAAGGUCACCGAGUUACGCACAACCAAGGACCGGCCCUGGACUAGCUCGCAACACCCACUGAUUGAUUUCGACAACAUCCUUUGCGAUGUACUCGACGUUCGGCUCGGCGCGGGCCCGCUGAAGACAAAUAUGACACGCGCUGCAGGACACUAUAACACAGCUGCCCAGAACCAGCACCCUGAGUCUAUCAUAAGGAUGCCAUCCCAACAUCGACCAAUGAAGAGGCUGCGGUCAGAUGACUCUACCGACGAGGAUGCCCCACCACCAGCCUAUAAAGAUCUUGAAGGACUUGCGAAGUAUACACGGAUUGCCAACAGUCCAGAAUAUGAUCCGCGUCGGCCUUCUAUGGUAGUGGAGGAUGUUCGUCCACCUCAAGUUGCUUUUGUCAACCAGUAUGACCAGCGACUUGACCUCCCUGUGACGUUUGAUCGGCAAUUCCUUCGAUACCUCUUCAUUGAGAAACCCAAGCUCUGCAACAAUCACUACCUCCGAGGCUUCUGCGGAUAUGGCAACAAUUGCAAGUGGGAUCAUUCUGUUGACCUGUCUCCAAUGGAGAUCAACUCCUUGCGACAGAAAGCACGUACAUCGGCUUGCUGCGACCCUCAUUGUAUCGACGCUGCAUGCACUCUAGGUCACGAGUGUCGACGCCCUAGUGGCCAAUGUCGCAUGGAAGACUGUAAAUUCCUGCCCGAGCAACAUGAUCUAGUGGUGGAGGAGGUAUUCGAGGUCGAUCCUAAGACCAUGACGCGACGCAAGAGUUCCAUCGCUCCAUUCCGGAAGACUAAUACUAACGACGAUCGGUCUUUCUUGAGGCCAGACGUUACGAUCAAGUCAGAAUCCUCGAGCUCCAAUGGUGACUAUAGAAAUCUGAACGGCAUACGAGCGGCGGAUGAGUUCCUGAACGGUUUAGAGCCAAAUCCCGAGAGCGCGAGUCGUCGAUUUGGUCGCAAGAACGCGAGCGACUACUUUGAUUGA